This is a messenger RNA of Porites evermanni, 2310 nucleotides long. The record is from the annotation of a GenBank genome assembly. Lineage: Eukaryota; Metazoa; Cnidaria; Anthozoa; Scleractinia; Poritidae.
AUGGUAGAGCCUCGCUUCAGUGGAACGGAGCGGAGGAAUGGAGACUAUCUUGUUGAAAGUCCCGCGGUUGUCCCGCGGUAAGUCCCGCGGUGGUGUUGCGGUGGUGCAGGGUGGUGUGGUUCCGCGAUGAGGCAAAAGAACAAAAGAGUCUCUGGCCGUUAAAAUUCUCCUCUUAAAAGUAUGACCUUGUUGGGGAAGGACGGUUUUGCUCGGGUUUUUCAUCUUCCCUUUCCCUGUGCUCGUUCCCUGCUCCCCGUUCCUCGUUUUACGAUAAACAACCUUUGCUGUUCGCUGCAUUUACACGUGCAAUAGUGAGAGCCAAUCGGGAUACGCUUUUCUAAUCACGAGGAUGCUUCGCGGCGCUAAAUUCAAAUUUAAAAUUCAGUGAUGAUUUCACAGUACGUGAACGAAGAUGGGUUGCGAACAGUUCGGUGGGCUUUACGAUAACAUUUCUCUUCGCAACUCAGUUAUUUUGACUUCUCUCUUUACCUUGCACCCAAAAAUCUGGCUGUGAAAACGAGUUUCGGAUUAAGUGAUGCAAUAACCAGCUAGAAGGUAGGUAGAAGCUGCUUAUGGUUCAGUUAUGGUGCAAUUUGAAGUCACGGCUAACAAAUUCCAAGUAAAAUAGCUUAUAGUUUGACGUUUUUAAUUACUAUGUUUGAUAAUAUUGUCAAUAAUGCAGAUAACUGUUAUCAUUGCAGAAAGUACUACUGGAAAUACACCAUGCAAUUCAACUCAAAGCCGAGAUAAAGCGGACCAUGGAGAUGGUUUCCAAACGCCCACACGUGACAGCGGCAUGGGUAGAAGAAAAAGUCAACCUCCAAAAGGUAAGAGAUGCUCAGUAUUUUUUUUUCAAAUGAGUAACAGAAACUGUGCAAACUCAAGGUUUUUUUUUAUCUUGUUGCUACAGUGAAACCCGGUUUUACGACCACCUCGAUAAUAUAUAGUACGGUCAACUUGUUAUAACAGCCGCUUUUUUUUGUCACGUGGUGGAACGGCCAUACAUUUUCUUGUAAAAAAAACCCUCCUUAAUACGGUCACUCGUUAAUACCGCGGAAUUUUUUGGCUCAUUGGUGACCGUAUUAAGGGGGUUCUACUGUAUUUUAUAUUAAUCUCGUAAGGUAAGAUAAAACAGUGGAUAAAUGUCUAAGCAACCAUUCAGUACCUUUGCUUAAUUAUCUUUAAUUUCAGCAUAACUUUCCAAAAGUAGUCUUAAUGUUAACAACUUGAGAAAUGAGUUGAUUAAGACUCGAACGAAAUUGUACUUUGUGUGCACGUGGCAAUCGUAGGAGGAAAGGGCAACAGUGGACACGCGAGGGCUCCGUCUUUCUCGUGGGGUGAGGGGUGGGGGUUCGUAGUGUUAAUCACGUACCUUCUUUAUUAUUUGGAGAAUGUAAAAGGCGAUACAAAUGCGAAAAUGUUCCAAGACUUCUAUCGAUGAUCAAGUUCUAUAAGUAGCACAGAGUACCAACAAACUUGGAAGCAAUCCCGUAAUUAACAAUAACGUGGUGAGCAGAGUCGAGCCUACCGUAAGUUGACAAGACAAGAUUUUCUCACUGCUGCCACAUGGACAUUAUUUCGUGUACUAAGUGGUAGCUUAAAAUAGUCAAAAACAGUAAAAUUAAUUUAUAAUUCCUAUGCCAUUUAAGGACGGGUGUUUUUUUUUGAGAGAUUCAAGUAUAUACAUGCAUAGUGCUUUGAAUGAGAAAGUUUGACGUUUUUGAAAGUUGGUUGCUUUUGGUAGAAGGUCAAGCACAGAGAUUUGACUGUAGUUUAAUAACGGGGACGGGAUAUCUAGGAAAAUGUCUUUGCCCAGAUCAGAUCUUAUUUCGUCAGUUUUUCGCUGUUAUAGAAGUUUUCAAAUAUAAAGGUUACGAAAAGAAGGAAGAAAUCAUCAGCCAAGGAAAUUAAAUAUAAUCUUUCUACAAAUUACCUUUAGUUAGUUCUUAAAUGUCAUGCAAAUGUAUUGGAAAGGGUUAAGAGAAGAAAGGUGUUGAUGUCGAAGCCUGCUUUUUUUUUGUAAAAUAGGCCUUUUAUUUUUCUCCUGUUUUACGUUUUAAUAUAACACCAUUUCAGUUAUUAUUUCUUUCUUUACAAUUUUCAGCCUUCCGACGUCUACGAGACGAGUUUUUAUCAGGCGGACCACUAGACCAGACCAUUUGCUCAGCAGACCAUAAAUCAGACCAGACUAUUUUCCUCAGGCAGACCAAUAGGCCAAACAUCCCCUCAGACAGACCACCAGACCAGACCAUUUUUCCUAGACAGUCCGCCAGACCAGACAGGCACCUUCGUCUGACCGGCUACCAGUGA